Clupea harengus (Atlantic herring) is the source of this 6536-nucleotide messenger RNA. RefSeq names its product RAR-related orphan receptor B (gene rorb). The record is from RefSeq and is a predicted model, not a curated record. Gene Ontology annotation, molecular function: RNA polymerase II cis-regulatory region sequence-specific DNA binding; nuclear receptor activity; zinc ion binding. Gene Ontology annotation, cellular component: nucleus. Lineage: Eukaryota; Metazoa; Chordata; Actinopteri; Clupeiformes; Clupeidae. Gene Ontology annotation, biological process: regulation of transcription by RNA polymerase II.
AGUGAAAACCUCCGUUGAGUAUGCAGACGCAGAUGUCAUGUGAAAACCCGCAUGCUCGCUCUUCUAACUGCACAACUCAACCGUCCGACCAUCGCUCAGACCCGCAAGCUGUUGUAUGUUAUUUUCAAAGCUGCCUACACGCUCUGGAAUGCUUUUGCACAGACAUCAAGCUCUUUAACGGCCGUCCCAUCUAAACUUUUUUGCCGAGGAUCUUGUUUUUACAAUUCUUUAUGUUUGUUUCUUCAUGACUGCUGCGUUCGGGAACGCGUCGGCACCACUAUCAUGCGAGCCCAAAUUGAAGUUAUACCCUGCAAAAUCUGCGGGGACAAGUCAUCAGGGAUCCACUAUGGAGUCAUCACAUGUGAGGGAUGUAAGGGCUUCUUCAGGAGGAGUCAACAGAACAACGCCGCAUACUCCUGCCCGCGGCAACGCAACUGCCUGAUCGACCGGACCAACCGAAACCGAUGCCAGCACUGCCGGCUGCAGAAGUGCCUGGCACUGGGCAUGUCCAGAGACGCGGUGAAGUUCGGCCGCAUGUCUAAGAAGCAGCGCGACAGCCUGUAUGCGGAGGUGCAGAAGCACCAGCAGCGAAUAGCGAAUGAGCGGCUGCAGGCGUCGGGCGAGGCAGAGGCGCUGGCACGCGUCUACUCCACUGGCCUCACCAACGGCCUGGGAGCGCUCAACCAAGAGCUCGGCGGUGCCUACGCCAACGGCCACAUCAUCGACAUGCCCAAAAACGGCCAGAACGGCAACGGCGGCAUCCCAAACGGGCCGGCUGGCGGCUUCUACAGCAUGGACUCCACCCAGCCGUCGCCGGACCAGUCAGGCCUGGACAUGGCCGGCAUAAAGCAGAUCAAGCAGGAGCCCAUCUACGACCUGACACCCGUGCCCAACCUCUUCACUUACGGGGCCUACCAGGAGGGCCAGCUCACGCCGGGGGUCUCCAUGAGUGAGCUCGAUCGCAUUGCUCAGAACAUCAUCAAGUCUCACCUUGAGACCUGCCAGUACACCGCCGAGGAGCUGCAGCAGCUAGCAUGGCAGACGCACACUUACGACGAGGUCAAGAUGUACCAAAGCAAGACACGAGAAGCCCUGUGGCAGCAGUGUGCGAUCCAGAUCACUCACGCCAUUCAGUACGUGGUGGAGUUUGCCAAACGCAUCACAGGCUUCAUGGAACUUUGCCAGAAUGACCAGAUUCUGCUCCUCAAGUCAGGUUGUCUGGAGGUGGUGCUGGUCCGAAUGUGCCGGGCGUUCAACCCCCUCAACAACACCGUGCUGUUUGAGGGGAAGUAUGGCGGCAUGCAGAUGUUUAAAGCACUAGGCUGUGACGAUCUGGUCAGCGCAGUCUUUGACUUUGCCAAGAGCCUGUCCUCCCUGCAGCUGACGGAGGAGGAGAUAGCGCUCUUCUCUGCAGCCGUCCUCAUUUCCACAGAUCGGCCGUGGCUGAUGGAGCCCAGAAAGGUUCAGAAACUCCAGGAGAAGAUCUACUUUGCCCUGCAGCACAUCAUGCAGAAGAACCACAUGGACGAGGACGCUCUCGCUAAGCUGAUUGGCCGAAUCCCCACAUUGGCGGCCCUGUGCACGCUGCACACCGAGGAGCUUCAGGCUUUCCAGCAACUUCACCCCGAGACGGUCAACGCGCUCUUCCCCCCCCUCUACAAGGAGCUCUUCAACCCUGAUGCCUCUGCUGCCAUGCCCAAGUGACCGCCUCAUCACCCCCCACCCCCACCCCCACCACAGUGAAGGGGUGGGUCAUCGCAGAGGUUCGCGAUCCACAACGCAAGCUGGGUCACAACUGGACCCGACUGGACUGCUCUGAGGCACCGCCGGGCUGCAGGAAUGGAGAGGGAGGAGAAGAAGAGAUAAACCCUGACCCGGCCCGUUUGCUACAGCACCUGAACAGAACAACAACAUCCCCGGCGUCUCCAGCCGCUUUUAAGGAAAACAAACACUAGGAAUGUCCUGCACAUAAAUCCGAUCCUAUUCACCGAUACAGUUUUAAGAAUGUAUAUAGGCACCCACAACAAGAGGGGCUUUUCCAGAACUGACCAGAAAAUGUACAGACUUUAGAGCCAUUUUAAACUGUCUUUUAAUUGGGUAAGUUGUAUUGUUUCUUUGACAUCUCUUUUUUAUACAUUAUUGUGAUAUUAAAAAAGGGGGGAGAGGGGGGGAUUCCAGAAGCUACUAUAGUUCUUCUCUAGUAGAGAGCGGUACUCCAGUGUUACUUAUUGUUCCGUUCAUAUUUUAGUCUUAAUUUAAAAACAACAGUAGCCUAAGAGGCUGGUGACUUGUCUCUGUGUUUCUUGUUUUUUUUUGUUUUGUUGUUGUUGUUGUUCAAUGAUUUUAUGUGUACAGACAUUGUGACGUUUGAGUUGAGGCUUGAAGAGACUAACGCGACAAGAGGGGAAAGAUGUAGACUGCUGGUUGGGAACAUGGAAAAGCCUUGUCUGGGCUCUGUAGAUAUGUAUAGUUGGUAAUACAUUGAUGACAAUAGGAUUAUGGACCUGUAAAAGAUUUUUAAAGAAAAUGAAGACAUUUUUCCCUUUGGAGAUAUAUAGAAAGAUAUUAUAUAUAUAUAUUUUACAAAACAAAAAGGAUUAUGGCGGAUUACCAUCAUUCAUGGCUGCAGUAAAACAUCCAGUAAGACAACUGCUAUUGAACAAUCAUAACCUAUUUGCAUAACAUUGAAGGACUUCAGUCCUAAUGCUGUCUCUUCGCCCCAUCAGACAUGUUGUAGAAAAAUCAGUGAAUUUCAGUGACAUUGGACACAAGUCUCCAAGCUUAAACUUGGUGUAGCAUACUUAUUCAACGGCAGAUCAGUCACUGAAAUGUUUUGCAUAUUGUUUGAUUUUUUCCCCAUCUUGUGCUACUUAAAAGAUAACGAUUCUUACUCGAAGCAAUAAUAAUAAUAAAUAUACUUUCUCUCCAUCCUCACAGUAGUCAUACACACAUACAUACAGGGUAAGCCCAUGAGUCUCGAUACAGCAUUUUUAAGUCCGAUAAAAUGUAACACAAUAAGACAUUUGCCUGUUUGGUACUCCAAGGCUUUUUAUUCAACCACAGUCUCCUGUCACUCAUGUUACAUGACAGACAUGAACAUUUUAUUUUUAAAAUUGAUAUGUAUGAAUAUGACAUAAAAUAAUUUCUGCAGCAGAAUUAGUUUAGUUCUGUAAAAGCUGUCCACCCAGGCUGCCCAUUGGAUUCUAUCCAUGUGUUCAUGUGUCCAGUUAACCAAAUACAGUGUGAGCCGCUCGCUUCUGAGUGGUGAUGGCGUAUUGGCUAUCUGUAGCAUCCCUGCUGCCCACUCCACAGUUUGUUUUGGAUGAGCUGCUACCGAGAGCAUUUUCUAUGCACGCAUCUGCAUCAGUUGGUUGGACAAGUGCAGGCAGGGUAUCCUACAGUAAAUGACUUUGUUAGUAAACGAUUUUCCAUUAAGAAAACAUGUAAUCCUAAAAGGCAGUCCAAGAGACAUUCCACAUUUAAGGACUAUGUUGAGAUGCAAGGACAUAGAGCACUAUACCAAGAGGUUCAGCAGUUUACAGUGGCAAUAUACUUCUAAUUCUCUCCUUAUAGUAAGCUGUGAUAGACAAUCACUUAGUAACGCUGUAUUAUUUAUUUAAUGUUAGUAAUACAAUAUUUAACUGAAAUUUAUCUGCAUGUAUGUGAAAGCAUUCCUGGAUAAUGCAAUAGAACUGCUGUACACUGUGGCCACCAUGAAGAACUGCGUUUAGUUCCCGGGACAUUGGUUUUGUCUUGACUCAGGGGAGCGCUAGGUUAUUAUACAACCUAUGUUCUCUCGUGUUAGUUUUUUUUUUCUUUCAGUGAAGGCAAACGAUGGGGUCGGAGCCCAGUCUCCUGCAGCACAUGGUUUAAAAAAGCACUAAUUACUAACAUUAGGCGGUGUGGCUGUGAGAAUAUUUAUUUCCUAUGGGGGAGAUUUUUCUCACCUUGAUUAUGUAGUUACUGGAUGGUGUACUCUUUGUGAAGCUUUUAUGCCAAGCACACUUAAGGUACACAUACAUGUUCAAAUAUAUCAAGAAAUGUUUGAUAUUGAGCACUUACAGGAAAUGAACAAUUAUGCAAUUUGAGAUACACUAAAUAUGAAGAAAAAAAAUGGGGCACCAUUAUAUAAUUACUUGUAUUUUACAAAUGUGUGAGCUACUGACAUAAUCUUGAAUGAAGUUUUGUUUUACUUUACUUGUUUGGGCAACAGGCCGCUCCACAACCCUAACCAAGAGCCGACAAAUCUCACCGCCUGUGUCAAGAACUCUCUGUCAAGAACCAUCCUGGCAAAAGCCAGUGACCUGUUAAAGACAAUCACCUCUUGAUGCACUGCAAAGCAUCUGUCUCAGGGAAUUCUCUUUUGUUAUUUUGAAAAAAAGAGAGAAAUAUUUUAAAAUAUGAAACAUUUUGGGAAAAUGAAAAACACUUAGAAAAACAAUGUUCUAUACCCAGACAAGGCUUAUACAGUAUAUGUAUGUUUGUGAGUGUGUCUGUGUGUAUACUGGUCUAGGUGGACAUGCUGAAUUCACUGUCUGGACAUAGACUCCCCCACCCCCUAUUCAGCUCAGUGUAAAUAUCAGUUUUAUGGCAUACAACAUAAAUACUAAACACUUAACAUGGGAGAUUCACUUUUUGCAUUCCUCUCCUUAAGUGUCUGCUAAAGGCUGCUGUCAGUCUUUAAGUUAGAGUGUAGAAUAUACAGUGGGCCCUUAAGGCCGUUCGGGUUAUCACAUGUGCAAACAAAGACAGUGGAUUCAGCUGAAAUCUAAUUUCCUACUGAAGUGGAUUGUUUUGUUUUCUAUUUAAAAAAAAAAUUAGACUGUGAUUUGAGAAAGGAAAGGGGGGGGGGGCAGUUGGAAGCUGUUAGAUACUGUAGCAAUAACUGAAAGCAUUUACUACUGUCAUGUUUGCAUUCUAAGAUUAUUUUUUAAUUUGUAUUAUUAUUAUAAUUAUUAUUAUAUGGCUAUUAGCGUAUUGUUGUUCAGUUAUCUUUGCAUGCUGUUUCAUGACGCCAAGAUGUUUGGGGGCUUUUGUGUUUCUCUCCUCACGUGGCGCUGGGGGUGGGAAAGGGGUGGGGAUAUUUUAAUCAGAAUGUUACCGGGUAGUGUUCAGUGUGUGCUACUGAAUGCAUCUGGCCCCGCUCAUAGUACCCACAUACAAUCACACACACGCAGACACACAGACAAACAUAUACAGACAAACACUGCAUUGUACCGAGAGGGACAUCUGCCCCUUGUACCAGGCAACAUGUCAUUUUCGACAAUCAUUGAGCAUUGGGGAAAGCCAAUAAUCUUCAAUUUUGUUCAAAUUGGUGCAGAUCUCACAGAUCCCACUCCAUUAAGGGGAAAAAAUGAGACAAAAUUGACAUACCCCUUUGUUUUCAACUGUUUUCAAACGUCUGGGCUACCAUUGGUACAGCUCUCUAUUGGUAAGGCCAGAGUGAACAUGAAGCGGGUUUUCUCCCAGCAUUCUGGCCUAGCGACUGGCCUCCCUGUGGUGUCUUGUGGGUAAUUUGAGCGGAGCAUCUCAUCUCUCAUUUCUCUGGAGUCGGGGGAGCACCCCUUGUUCGCCCUACCUGGGGCAACAAUCAGCACGUUCCUCCCACUCAGCUCUUGGUUAUGCUAAUGUUUUAUUCUCUUAAGUGACACACGCGUCAUUGUCUACACAGACACAGAAAGAGAGUGUGUGUGUGUGUGUGUGUGCGUAUGGGAGGUCAGGACUCUGCUUUAUCCUACUCCUGAUGUUCAGAGCAAAAAAACUAAAAAACUAAAAAAAAACUCUUAUUGCAUAUUAUAUGCAUACAAGUGAAAACGACAGUAAUAAUUCCUGUUUAUUUAUAAAUUAGAAUGUGUCUGCCUCCCUGGAAGAAAAGUUUAAAGUAGCAUCUGUUACCAAAAUCCCUCAAGAGGUACAUAGGGUACAGAGUCUUUUUUGUUGUUGUUAUGUACUAAUAAAAAAAAGGACAAGAAUUUUUUUUCCAAGUGCCAUAGCUAGAGUGUUGAGAAGCUGAACGGCCAGAUGGGAUAGAUGCUUUACUGCAUACGUUUACUUGAGAACCAAUCAGAAGUGGGAAUUCAGAAAGCGAGCAUUAAUAUAAAUGAAAUCAAAUUGUUUGUAUUUCUUGGUGAGCUGGCCGAGACUGACGGUGAACUUUGAUGCAUCCUUACGUCCACAAAGCUCCAUUAAAUGUACCAGAGGAUGAGAGUUAAUUGCCAAGCUUGACUGUGUGUGUGUAUGAAACCGUCUUUGAUGUGUAUGAAACGUCUUUGAUAUUGAUAUGUCCAUUCUGAAGUGAGUCUUUGAUCGCUUGUGGAUAUGUGUGUUUGUAAGUACUUCGAAUGAUAAUAUUUGAAUUCCAAGCUUUGUGGAGAGGGUUGGGUGAAAGUUCGAUGUCAGUCGACGUCCUAAAAGUGUCUCCUCCUUCAAGUUGUACAUAUUAAGUGAAGGACUGAAGUGAUUUUUGUUAAAUUCUAUAUUUUAUCGCUUUUGUAGACAAUUCUUUGUGGGAAAAAAAUAAACAUUUUAUGGAUGCA